This is a messenger RNA of Petromyzon marinus (sea lamprey), 5714 nucleotides long. RefSeq lists its product as uncharacterized. The record is from RefSeq and is a predicted model, not a curated record. Gene Ontology annotation, biological process: microtubule bundle formation; actin crosslink formation; regulation of microtubule polymerization or depolymerization. Lineage: Eukaryota; Metazoa; Chordata; Hyperoartia; Petromyzontiformes; Petromyzontidae. Gene Ontology annotation, cellular component: cytoplasm; microtubule plus-end; stress fiber. Gene Ontology annotation, molecular function: cytoskeletal adaptor activity; actin filament binding; microtubule binding.
GCGUUCGAGAAGAGAAGCCGUACACUCUGCCGCCUUUGUUUGUUAUGGGCCCCACCUCGGGGCUGGCUCGUUGCGAUGGAGACGAUACGACGCCCCGUGAUAGAAACGCGUCGAACGCGGGGGCCUCCUCGCCUGAUGGAAAUGGAGCGCGCGUCCCCUGCUCACUGCCAGCUGAGGUCUCCUGCGAUCGCCGAACUGACGACGAGCACAGUGCGAUGAACUGAAAAGGGCAGCGGCAGGGGCAGCUGGCGAACGAUCGCAAACUCUCAACGCCACCUGCAGUCUUGAAUAUGUUAACAGAAAUCCGGCACGCCAUUGUUGCUGCUUGGACGUGAAAUGACCAACGAGUUGUGGUGAUUGGUUUAUUUGCAAAAACAAAAGACGGUCAUCAUUGAACAGUCAACUCAAAAGUAUAGAUACGUACAGACGGGUUGUCUCUUGCCAUCGCACAACAACUAUACCCCAUAUAGCCUACAUAUAGGCUGUUGAGGCAAGUGUUGUUAGCGAGCACCUAUUAAGGAAGGCACACAACACAGCUCGCACACUUUCAUCGACGUCAACAACAACAACAUUGUACGACUUUGAAAAAUAUUCCCCGGUCGAAUUGGGGAAACACGCGGCAUAAAAUCGUGCAUAGAUUUUAACAAAACAACAAUUCAAAAAAGGGCCCCACGAAGUCACCCAAGGUGAACACCAUGGCCGAGGUGGACAUCUCGUCAGCGGCGACCAAAAGCAUCCGUCCGUUCCGCUCGAGCGAGGAGUACUUGUACGCCAUGAAGGAGGACCUGGCCGAGUGGCUGAGCGCCCUGCACAGCCUCGACAUCACGGUGGACAACUUCCUGGAGGAGCUCGAGACCGGCACGGUGCUCUGCCACCACGCCAACACCGUGAACCGGCAAGCCGCCGAGUUCGCCGAGGCUCAGCCGCAAGCCGCCGCAACCAUGCAGCUGCCCCAGGGGGACCUGGCGUUCGCGUCGCGGGACGUGAAGACCCGCUCCUUCCAGGCCAGGGACAACGUCUCCAACUUCAUCGACUGGUGCCGCCACCGUCUGGGCGUCAACGAGUCCGUCAUGUUCGAGAGCAACGACCUGGUCCUGCGGCGCAACGAGAAGCACUUCGUGCUGUGCCUGCUCGAGGUGGCGCGGCGCGGCGCACGCUUCGGCAUGCUGGCGCCCGUGCUGGUGCAGCUGGAGCGCGAGAUCGACGAGGAGAUCCGCCUCGAGAGGCAGCCCGAGGCCCAGCCGCCGCCGCCGCCCGCCGCGCAGCCCCAGCGCAAGACGUGCGACCUCAAGAGCCUGGACGCCAUGGUGCGGUUCCUGCUCAGCCGAUGCACGUGCCCGGUGCAGUUCCCCAUGGUGCGGGUGUCAGAGGGCAAGUACCGCGUCGGAGACUCCAGCUCCCUCAUCUACGUCAGGAUCCUGCGGAAGCACGUGAUGGUGCGCGUGGGUGGCGGCUGGGACACCCUGGAGCACUACCUGGACAAGCACGACCCCUGCCGCUGCCUGGCCCCCACUCACAGGACGCCGGUCAAGGCAGGGGGCUCAUCGCAGCUCUCCAAAACGGCCAUGUCGGUGACCACGUCCAUGUGCCCGGAGCAGACCGGCCUGGGGCCCAGGUCGGGCUCGCAGCUUCGCCUCUCUGCGACGACCCACGACCUCCGGCCCUACUCCCCUCUCCCCGGGACCGCUGAGCACCGUGGGCAGGGAAGGGAGGGGACGGUUCCUCGCCCCGGGACCCCCGUGAGAAUGAGGGACGACGACCUCGGCGGUAAGAGCAAGGAGAGGCGGAGGCCCCUUUCGACCCACGACCCGUUCGUCGGCGUGCAGGCCUCACGCCCGAGAACCCCGUCGCUGCUCGAGCAGCAAGAGCAGCAACAGCAGACCGCGAAAUUGAGACCAACGAGACCUCGCAGCGAAGUGGAGCCGACUCCUCUACACAGCAGACCGUACUCCUCGGCGGAGUCGCUGACGGGCGCCCGGCCCGAUAACGAGCAGGUGCUGCUGCGGGUGCGGCGCAGCAAGGACGGCCGGCACGCGGUGACGCGCGUCACGCUCGCCGAGGUUGCGCCCUCGGCUCGUCGGAGGCGAUCGGAGGAGCCGCUCGAAGACGAAGCGUCCGGGGCGAACGGCCCUCCCGCCCGCGCGAGCCCGAGGCAGGGAGGGGUGGCUGCGGACGGCACCCGGCGGCUUGUGACCCAGCCCACCGCCGCUGCCGCCAUCAACAAAUAUCUUCCCUGCGCGCCUUCCAUGGACAGGGCCCGGUCACCGGUCCCGGCACGCUCUCUAGCGGUCUCCGGCACAAACAGCGUCAAGAGUUCCAGGUCGCUGGACGCUCGGCUGGAUGUGGUGAGCUACAGGGCGCAUCCCAACCGGCGAAGCGACCCUGUCCAGAGGGACGGCGCUUGGUCUCCGCAGGCAACGGCUCAGCUAGUUUACAUCGACGAGCACGGGAAAGAGAUGGAGCAGGACGACGACGAUGACGUCGAUGAGGACGCGAACGUCACGUGCAGGCCGCCGGGCGACCGCCCGCGUGAGGAGGAAGAGGAGCUCUACCGCCGUCUGGAGGAGGAGUUUCGGGCCAACAUGCUCAAGAACAAGCUUGACGCAACGGCCGAAGGAGGAGGAUUCGACAAUGAGAUGAACGACAGCGGAGUCGCCCCUUCUCUGUCGGGCUCCACACCCGCCGCAUCGCCGCAUCGCGACUUCUCCGACAUCGCCAAGGGCGACUCGGCCUACUCCUCCUUGCUCUCGCUCGAGACGAUGCACCCCAAGCACGGAGGACUCCCCAACGGCGCUCAACCCCGGGACCGCGCGAACAAAACCUCUCCCGAGGGCGUGCGCGACGAGUUCGCCUCCCCCCACCACGUGGGCCCGCCCUCCUCGCGUGGUGGGGGCAGCAGCAGCCACCCGGCGCUCAGGCACCUGGGCGCCAGCCUCGAAGUCGGCGGCACCCGCACGAUCGGCCCCCCACCGCGCGGUGUGUCGGACGAUUCGGGCAUGGAGCCGGUAGGGGCGAGGAUCUCGGUGAGCGUGCCGGCGGCCCAGGGGGAUUACGGCGCCGUCGUGGCCGAGCUGAAGCAGAGCUCCGUGCACCUCAAACGCGUCGACAUGGAUGGCUGGGGCAGCAAAGCGCCCGUGCUGGGCGCGCUCCGGCGCGACGGGACGUUCACGCGAAUGUCGAAGUCUGUGGACGAGGUGAGGGCCGUUGACCCGCAGCCCGCGGUGGAGACCGUGGAUAGAGCGUCGAAGAAUGGGCACCGUGACACGUUGACGAAAAGGCUGAUCCUCGGCGAAAGGUUUAGUGUCAUUGAAGACAGUCUCAGGUCGAAACUGGCGAAGGCGCCUCCCGUCAACAGUUCGGACGGUGCCGUCGAUGGUGAAUGGCGCUCAAGUGAAAGCAGCCAUGGCGGCGAUUCAGACAAGAUGUCGGAGGUGGCUGACGGCAGCGAGGUGAGCGCGACGCCACGGGUCGCAGACAAUAAAUUGCAGAAGGAAGGGGUGAAUGGAGCAACACGGGGUUUGCGAAAUUCAAUGGUGGCAGCAGCAGCAGAACCAAUUGCGUGCGGAGAAGAGAGGGCAUCCAGGAGGACGCAGCAGCAGCAGGCUCGGCAGGGCCUCUCUCGGCCGAGGAAGAGCCUUCGGAAGCCUGAGCGCGUCCCGUCCAUUUACAAGCUGAAGCUCCGCCCGAAGAUUCGUCCUCGUCGCGACCACAGGCCAGAGCAACGUCCCUCCAAAAUACCCACCCCCACCGUCUACAAGCAGGCCGAGGCUGGCGACAAGGAAGCCCCUAGUUCCGGGAGCCCAGAUCCUCCGUCGUCCCCCAACAAGCUGCGCUCGCGAAGCUUGCCAACACCACAGCCGCAACAUGCCACGAGUCCCCCUCAGAAUUUGAGGAGCUCCCUCAACUUGCAAAAUGGGGGCGGCAGCGGUGGCAGCGCAGCCGGCCUUCCUGCCUGCGUGGGAUCUCAAAGUAAGGUGGCCAGUGGGACGGCGCGAGCCACUUCCUCGGCCGCUAGCCAGGCGCAAGCGAGGCCCGGCGUGCCCCGAUACGCCGCGGCCCAAGUGGGCCGCGCUCCGUCCACGCGGGCCACGGGAAGGAGGCCGGGUCAAAUUGCCCGCGUUCCCUCCAACCGCUCCUCUGGGCGGCCCGCGAGCCGGCCGCUGCAGGGCGGCGGCGCGUCUCAGCCGGGUCGGGCCCCGAGCGUCAGGACGACGUCUCGGACGCCGUCGGCAAGACAGCUGGCGCGUAGGGGCUCCCGCGUGCGCAGCCUGCUCACGCCCAACGUGAGGGCCGAGGAGGAGCUGGGCUCCGAGGAGGACGUGUGGCCGCCACAGCACAGCGUUCCGCCGAGGGCGCACAUCGCAGGCCGCAGGCUGCCCUCCCCGCCGGACGCCAGCCCGUCGGGGCCUCGGGGCUCCGGCAGUAGCUCCAAGGCGCGCUCGGGGGCGGCAGCGGACGAGGAGUCGUGGGUGUGAUCAUGAGCGACCUGGCAGGGCCACUGAAAGUGCUUUGGCGGCCAGAGUGAAUUGCCCGAUGAAAGGGCCACCUCAGCCUUUUCUGAAGGCCAUCUCUGAAAGCUUCCGUGGCCAUUUCUGAGGCGCCUCCUAUAUGGCCCUGUGACCUGGUCCAUCUCGACGAGCCACUGGAUGUAAGUGUCUUCGGUGGGAAUCCAUUUCUGCACCAGCACCUUGGAUUGUGGGUGUGUGCAUAAUGUGAAUAACAGACCGAUCGGCAUGAUAGUAUUUUUCUGUGGUGGUGGUGCACAAUACGGUGUGGUGUUGCAUAAGCAAGAAUUUUGCAAAGAAUUAUGCACAACGCUCCAAUGUGUUCUGCUAUGCGUGUUGAGUGUCAAAUGCUAAUGUGAUCAAAUGGGCUGUGAAUCGCAAACAAAUAUUGAGCGUGGUGUGGCGACGUAGAUUAACGUAUCGCUCAGCGUAAGAAAACAAGUGAAGGGGGGAGAAAAACCUCGUACAAAUACUUCCUCAGCGACGUCAGUCCCAUCAUUGGUACAACUACAGUAAACUCUUGAUUAUAAUAAUUAGUAUUCUUACGAUAAUUUCGCUGCACAGUAUUUGGCCGCUCACGAAGAGAGAGAACAACUAAGAUGCGUGAGGGCGCCACGGACGAGUUGGAAAGGCAGCCAGGCGGUGAGCCGGGGUCCCUCUGUAUAUUACGGUGUUAUUAUCGGUCACUUAAUUGAACGUUUACAUGUGGGAGGAAACCGGAGCACCCGGAAAUAUCCCACGCCUGGAAGGGGGGCAACACGCUAUCCCACGCAGAUGUAGAAACAAAACUAUUCUCACUUGUACGUAUACACCGCGGCUAUAUAUACACUUACGUCGAGUUCACAUUUGCUGCACAGCACCGCCUUGGCCCGGCGAGCCCGGGAAUGGCUCCUCGACGCACAUUGGCAAGGGAGUUACACAACGCUUGUGUGAUCCACCAACCCUCCCUGCCUCCACAGUGCCGGAUUACAGCUCCACGUUGCAGCAUAGCCACCGCUGUGAUAACGGGGGGGGGGGGGGGGGGGGAGGUAAGGGGUGCCACCAACAACACGGAUAUUGCGAAACAUGUAAAGUAAGGCGACAACAAAGCACUUCAUAAUAAAGGGUUUUUGGGUAAGAUCGCGUUAAGUAUAAAUGUGUUGAAACCCUCCACCACCCGACACGGCCAAUCAGUAAGGGAUUUGUCACGUAAACAAAACGCCAAAUAGU